AUGUCUCCCACUUGUUCACUACUGUGGCGACAGGGACGCCGGUUUCCUCUCAUACCCUUCUGCGUCCUCCUCCUCCUUCUACUGAACGCACUACCCUCGCAAACCACCAAAACGAAGAGGAGCUGGUCAAAUGGCCUAAAUAAAGGAGCACUCCUAGCAGAAGAAGACGUUCUGCACGUAGACGAUGAUCCAGAGGACAAGGAAGACGAAGAACCUGGACCGGUACCUGGUCCACUUGCGCCGGCUGACUGGAAGAAGCGACUUCGUAAAUUACUCAAACGCCUUUCGCGCAUAUGCAGACGGGGUGCGUGUGCCUGGGUCCCUCUACCUGUUAUAGAAUGGCCCUGGUAG
This is a messenger RNA of Dibothriocephalus latus, 351 nucleotides long. NCBI's taxonomy places the organism in Eukaryota, Metazoa, Platyhelminthes, Cestoda, Diphyllobothriidea, Diphyllobothriidae. The record is from the annotation of a GenBank genome assembly.